UUGUGUUGUUUUUGCCUAUGUUCGGGAAACCAGACAAAAUGGACGUCCGGUGCCACUCGGACACCGAGGCCGCCCGGGUCUCGAAGAACGCACACAAGGAGAGCCGAGAGAUCAAGGGCGCCGAGGGGAACCUCCCAGCCGCCUUCCUCAAGGAGCCGCAGGGCGCCUUUUCGGCGUCCGGCGCUGCGGAAGAUUGUAACAAAAGUAAAUCCAAUUCGGCAGCCGACCCGGAUUACUGCCGCCGGAUCCUAGUCCGAGAUGCCAAGGGGUCCAUCCGAGAGAUCAUCCUGCCCAAGGGUUUGGAUCUGGACCGGCCCAAGAGGACUCGCACGUCCUUCACUGCAGAGCAGCUCUACCGUCUGGAGAUGGAGUUCCAACGAUGCCAGUACGUGGUGGGCCGCGAGAGAACCGAGCUCGCCAGGCAGCUCAACCUCUCCGAGACCCAGGUGAAGGUCUGGUUCCAGAACAGGCGCACCAAGCAGAAGAAGGAUCAGGGCAAGGACUCGGAGCUGCGCUCUGUGGUGUCGGAGACUGCGGCCACGUGCAGCGUGCUGCGGCUGCUGGAGCAAGGCCGCCUGCUGUCACCGCCAGGCCUGCCCGCGCUCCUGCCGGUGCCCUCCCUGCUCGGCUCCGUCGCCAGCCGCCUGUCUUCCGCCCCGUUGACAAUGGCUGGUUCGCUAGCCGGGAAUUUGCAAGAACUCUCCGCCCGGUACCUGAGCUCCUCGGCCUUCGAGCCUUACUCCCGGACCAACAAUAAAGAAGGGGCCGAGAAAAAAGCGCUGGACUGAUUUUACGUGUUUCCCUGUAUUUAUAUUUAUAGUAUCUAUUGUGGUGAUAUUUAUGGAUUCACGCGCGUUAGGCGCCCAGGGCUCCUGCGCUGGCCUCCUGGCUCCACCAGGCCUCUGACAGCUCCCUUCCCACCACGCUCUGCGUCUCACUUGGGCUACUAUCUCCCUUCCCCCCACGCCCUCCAAUGCCCUUUUUUCUGAAUGCAGGAGCGAUCCAAAGAAUUGAGGGAAUUACCCGAAUUAGCCAACCUGAUGUCCCAACUAAUGCUCAGCUCUGGAAGGCAAAGACUGGUUCUAAGUCCGUGGCGCAGGACGCCUGCUCUAGAUCGGGCUGCUGCCGCUGCGGAUUAUUCCUAUGAAUAUUUGAAAGAGGAAAGCUUUACGCAGACCCCAGGGGCUGAAAAAGCGUGCAGGUUUCUUUAGACCAAAAAAGGAGGACAUUUCUUCCUCUUGCCAGAGAAGCCAGGGCUUUUGGGAGCCCCUGGGCCCCACUUUGCGGACCUCUCGGAAUUUUUGGUGCACACUUAGCUUCCUGGCGGACACUUUCUGCCGAGUUUUCUCCCUUUUAGGGAAACUGCGAUCACAGCCUCCUUUGACCCCAGGGAAAAAUAAACCAAACAUUAUAGUAGGCAACGGUAGUAAUAAAUUUAAUCUAAUCAGCAAUAAAGAUUGAUAAUAACUACUACAUCAAACCAGAUGAUGUGGAACCAGUUUUUAAAUAUUUGUAAUUAAUGGAGUUUGGAAGGUGUAAGAAAGAUCACAGUAGGGAAUGCGCCACGGGGCAAUGCGAAAUUAAAAGUUCUGGGUGUUUUGACUUUAAACAGGAAUUUAAAGGAGAGAAAGCAAAAGAAACGGUCACCAGUAAAGAAGUCAGAAUCUUUUCUUCGAGGCCUUUGGGGCAGUGUCGGACAGCUUCCUGCUUCUUCCGGAGGGCCCAGCGCGGGGCCGCAGGCAGCUGUCCGGACCUCAGCAUUUCCUCCCAGGGCCUCUCAGACGCGUGGCUGAGGGAGAAUUGCUGGGCUUGGAAACGAAUCUUAACACCCAUUGCCUCCUCUUCCACACUCCCGAGAUUAACAAAACCUUUCAAGCAAGCAAGAAACGCCUGGGUUUCAGCGCAGCUCUUUUUGUGAGGGGAGGUAGGGACGCUGCCCCGUCCCUCAAACCCCAAAGGUUUCCUGCAUGGCUGACAGGACAGGCACUGACUGUCGCUCUCUAACCACAGAGUUUUAGUGGUCCCAAGUCAGAACUCCGACUGUCAGGGUGGCGCGGCUGCACCCCUGCCCCGCGCAGCAAAGACAGUCCCCACAGCCACGGCCACCCGCAUUCUAACCAAAAUCACAGACCCAGACCGCGAGAUGCGCAGUGUCUAGAAUGUAUUUGUCCAUUCGAAAUGAGCGCAAACCAUUUUUUAAAAUAGUAACUUUAUUGUAAAUUAUUUAC
Molecule: messenger RNA, 2228 nt
Organism: Fukomys damarensis (Damara mole-rat)
Lineage: Eukaryota; Metazoa; Chordata; Mammalia; Rodentia; Bathyergidae
Gene: Vax1
Product: ventral anterior homeobox 1
Exons: 4
Coding region: 18-788 (256 amino acids)
Biological process (GO): central nervous system development; regulation of DNA-templated transcription; brain development
Molecular function (GO): DNA-binding transcription factor activity, RNA polymerase II-specific; DNA binding
Source: RefSeq, a predicted model, not a curated record